Molecule: messenger RNA, 1291 nt
Organism: Coregonus clupeaformis (lake whitefish)
Lineage: Eukaryota; Metazoa; Chordata; Actinopteri; Salmoniformes; Salmonidae
Product: germ cell-specific gene 1-like protein
Exons: 6
Coding region: 167-1291 (374 amino acids)
Cellular component (GO): plasma membrane
Source: RefSeq, a predicted model, not a curated record
GUCAACACCCUGAAUCACUGACAUGCUAUCUGAUGGAGAGGAAGAGAAGAGAGAGAGGAGAUGGGUAGAGGAAUACACAUUAAAUACUACCACAAUCCACACUCACUCCAUGAAGAACUAAAGAGGAAAUAAGACAGGUUGAAGGUUCCCUCUCUCUCCCUUCAUCAUGUCGUUUCUGUCCAGAGUGAGGUCCCCCAAGCUCACCUUCUUCCAGACACUGGUGUCUCUGGUCCUGGGGGCAAUGGCCCUCUUGUCCUCCUACUGGUGUGAGGGCAGUCAGAAAGUCCCCAAGCCCCUCUGCUCGGCCAACAAACUGACCAAAUGCAUCCCUGUGCCCGGGGUCUCGCAUAACUCCACCUCCAUCCAGUUCUCCUGGGAGACGGGGGACGACCGCUUCGUCUUCCCUGCCUUCCAUGCAGGCAUGUGGAUGAGCUGUGAGGAGAACAUCUACACCGACGCCUGGGAGGAAAAGUGUCGCAGUUUUCUUUCUUUAACUCCAGGAGGUGAAAAAGGAAUGUUGUGGCUGUCAGUGUCGAUGGAGCUCAUGUAUGUUGGGCUGCUGUGUAUCAGCUGUGUGCUGCUGUCUCUGCAGUUGUGUCUGGAUGCCUUUUGGCCCUCACAGCGCUGGGGACAGCUCCUCAAUGCCUACUCCGCAGUCUUCACUAUCUUAGGAGGGUUACUGGGAAUGGUGGCUCACAUGAUGUUCAUGCAGGUGUUUCAGACUACUGCCUCUAUGGGUCCAGAGGACUUCAAACCACACAGCUACAGCUACUCCUGGGCCUUUUAUGUGGCAUGGCUGGCCUUUACCUGCUGCAUGUUGUCAGGAGUCUCCACCCUCAACAACUACACCAAGAAGGCUGUAAUGGAGCGGAGGCGUAAAGCCCGCCUGUACCCCCCUCGAUUCCCUGACAUAAAGCCCCUGCUACCCCCGGCCCCCUGCUACUGCCCUCUGCCACCACACCCCUGCAUGUCCUUACCAUCCGCAGAACUCUCACCCCCGUCGCCCUACUUUGACCCCCCUUCGCCACCCCCACCCUCAUCACCCCGUCCACUCACCCACUCCCUAUCCCUCCCCCACUGCUACACACUCCCCCACCCUGAAUACUUACCACCUCCCCCGUCCCACCCUGCUCCCCUGUCCCCCUAUCACCGCCACUCCCUCCCCUCUCCCUCCAUCUCUCUGCCCCUCUACGUCCACAGUUACAUACCCCAGUACUACUCAGAGGACAGGGGCAGAGAUAUGGAGGAAGAGGGGAGGGAGUACUCAGAUGAGGAGUACAGCCCACUUUGA